Molecule: messenger RNA, 1047 nt
Organism: Gregarina niphandrodes
Lineage: Eukaryota; Apicomplexa; Conoidasida; Eugregarinorida; Gregarinidae
Exons: 1
Coding region: 1-1047 (348 amino acids)
Source: RefSeq, a predicted model, not a curated record
AUGGCAUUCAUCAAGGCGGAGACUCGGUUGACGGACGAGGAGACAGGGAAGCAAAUACUGGUGGAGUCCAACUGCAACGACCAUCAUCCCUCCGCUCACCAUCCCUCGGUGGGUUGUUUAGCCGAGAGUUCGGCGGGAACUAGGAGUCGGCGUAGUUCGUUGAGUUCGCAACGUUUCGGCUCGUUUGUUAGUUACCGCCACUCGCGGAACAUCCAGUGCCAGUGCGGGUGCGCGCCCGAAAAGAAUGCGCACGAGCGGACUGCGAAGACUGUACACGACAGGAGCCAAAAGUGUCGCGGAAGUCCCCAAGGUUGCGGGUGCAGUCAUAGCGCCCAACGUGGCUGCGAGUGCGGUGACUGCGUGUGCGAUUGCUGCCGAGGUGUUGAUUGUCGAAAUGUUGAUUGCCGAUCAGAGUGCAACUGUCAGCAGAGGGCGGGAGUAUGUCAAUGCGGGUGUCAGGAAGUGAGUCACGGUACGAGCAGCCACCUGUGUUCGCCGACGGUUGUUUGCGCCCAUGGCUGUAAGCUUGGGCCUGCAGCAAACAUCCCUCAUCCGGCCGUAGUCGGAGGAGGACCCCGGUACAGUCCUUCCCCGGCAGUAGCUCUUCAGUCUCAGGCGGCUCCCGUCCAGUCGGCCACGAUGCGCCUGACCCAGCCGAUGGUGACUCAACCAAUGGUGACUCAACCAAUGGUGACUCAACCAAUGGUGACCCAGUCAAUAGUGACUCAGCCGAUGGUGACCGAGCCGAUGGUGACGCAAGCGAUGGGGACCCAGUCGGUGGUGGCUCAUUCGAUGGCGGCUCAGCAAUCUGCCGGUCUUCCGCCCGCGAGUCGAGGAGGACGAUGGGUACCGAUCAUCCAGCCGAUCAGCCGAGUUGACUCCACCCAGUAUGGAGCUCAGACCACCCAGUAUGGAGCUCACCAGUAUGGAGCUCAGACCACCCAGUAUGGAGCUCAGACCACUACUCCCUUGCCGGUGGCUGGGUCUGGUUACAUGCAGCUUACCAUACCCGCGAAGGGAACGGUACAUAUCCCUUAUAUUUUUUGA